Molecule: messenger RNA, 1140 nt
Organism: Fonsecaea erecta
Lineage: Eukaryota; Fungi; Ascomycota; Eurotiomycetes; Chaetothyriales; Herpotrichiellaceae
Exons: 3
Coding region: 1-1140 (379 amino acids)
Biological process (GO): mRNA alternative polyadenylation
Cellular component (GO): mRNA cleavage and polyadenylation specificity factor complex
Molecular function (GO): mRNA binding
Source: RefSeq, a predicted model, not a curated record
AUGGCUUCUGCAGACGAAGACAAUUUCGAUAUUGACAUCUACGGCGACGGUGAGGUUGAGAUGGGUAAUGAUGGAAACGUGGACUACAAGGACGAUGAUAUCCAGCUUCAUACCGAGGCUGAGGACAUGCCAGUUGCAGACGAGACACAUGUGGACCCCGAACCAGAGGAACAACAGCCUAUUUCGAGUUCAGCUACUUCUCUGGCGAAGGAGAAAUCCGCAGACGCCCAAUCCAACAACCCCGAUGUCAUGCCUCAUAGACCCAUCCCACAACAAGGUAUCAAGCGAAAAGAGACCUCGGACGACAGACCCAUCGAUCACGGCGCUACAACCGCUCUGAUGAUUUCAGACUUGCACUGGUGGACAACCGAGGAUGAUAUUCGUGGCUGGGCUAACGAGGCAGGGGCUGAAGACGAGCUGAAGGACUUGACCUUCAGUGAACACAAGGUCAACGGCAAGAGCAAAGGCCAAGUAUAUCUCGAGUUUUCUUCUCCCCAAGCAGCAACGGCGGCAAAGCACAAGAUCGACUCCCUAGCUAGCAGCCAGCCUGGCUCACGCAAGCACUCGGUCGUCUACACCAGUGCCACCCAGAACCCUUUCAAAACCCUCCCAAAAGAUGCCCCUGCUGCUCGGACCAGGGAAGACAGACCCGUUCGUGGCGGGUCAUUCAACUCUGGACCCCGGUCUGACAACAAUUACGGUAUGAACAACCAAGGCUUUCGAGGUGGCCGGGGUGGUGGCUUCAACCGCGGAGGUUAUGCUUCGCACAACCAAUACAACCGCAAUUUCUCAGGUCCGAUGGGUGGCUACAACAACAACCAGAACAUGGGCUUUCAAGGCAACAUGGGGAUGGGAGGUAACUUCGGCGGCUUCAACAACCGUGGAGGUAUGAUGGGCCACCCAAUGCGAGGCGCCAUGGGUGGCAUGCGCGGGGGCCGUGGGGGCAUGAACAACAUGUUGCCCAUGGGUGGUGGGAUGGGCAUGGGCAAUAUGGGCAUGAAUCCCAUGAUGGCUGGCAUGGGAAUGGGAGGAUUUCAAGGAAACCAAUUCAAUCCGGCCAUGUUCAACGCUGGUCCAGGUGCGAAUUUUGGUGGCGGCGACUGGAACCAACAUGGAGCAAAACGUCAGCGACAGGAAUAG